GAAUGGGCCUAAACUCAAGUCCAAGAAGAAAGUGGGUCUUGUAAGCCCUCUCUGUCGUGGUGUCGCCGGAUUCCUCCAGGGUUCUCUCUCUCUAGGAUUUUUUCCACUCCUCUCUCUAGUCACAGGAAGGCAUUGGAAUUUGGAACUGUUUUCUGGUGGGGUGGCGGUGGAACUGCUCCGGCAGGACGGGAUCAGUGCUGAAAUUGUGUUGCCGGGCUGCACCUGCUGUUUGAUUGAGACUUGCUGCUUGUGGGUUGCAGCGGCGGUGAGACCCAAAAAUCAAUUUGUAGUCCCGAAGGUUUGGUUAAGUAUUGCUGAUUUGUUCGGUACGACUGGUAAUGGACUCCUCGUUUCUCUUCGCUGGGAUCACAUUCAAUCGGAAGAAAUUUGCCAAUGAUUUUUCCAGGUUCAAGGAGAAGAAAGAAAGUGAUGAUGUGGUGGAAAAUGCGAACUUAGUUGGGUAUGAGAGUAUGGCCAUGGAGGAGGGCAUUUCAGAUAGAAAGAGAAAGAGAAAGGCUGGUGCCUCAGACCCAGUUGAAGGAUUCAGUCUGUUUAAAAAGUCGAAAUCAGAGGGUGUAGCUGGUGAAGGAAAGCAUGAUGAAGAUGAGCUUUUACAACAGAAGAAGGAAUAUCAUAGGCAGUUGGAGAGGGAUGCUCUUUUACGGAAGAGGCAUAAUAUUCAUGUGUCAAGGAGCAAUAUACCAUCUCCGCUUCAAGACUUUGAGGAUUUGAGAUCUAGGUAUAAGUGCAAACCUUACCUUUUACGGAACUUGAUGGAACUGGGUUUUAAGGAGCCAACACCAAUCCAAAGGCAGGCUAUUCCCGUCUUAUUAUCCGGAAUGGAGUGCUUUGCAUGUGCCCCUACUGGUUCAGGCAAAACCUUUGCAUUUGUCUGCCCGAUCCUUAUGAAACUCAAGCAUGCUUCGAAAGAUGGUAUACGGGCUGUGAUUCUGUGCCCUACACGGGAGCUAGCAGCCCAGACAGCAAGAGAAUGCAACAAGUUGGCAAAAGGGAAGAAGUUUUACAUUAAGUUAAUGACUAAGCAGCUGGCUAAAGGAGCUGAUUUUUCAAAACUGCAUUGUGAUAUUCUCAUAUCUACUCCUUUCCGGGUGCAGUUUGCUCUCCGAAAAAGAAAACUUGAUUUAAGCAAGGUCGAAUUUCUUGUCCUGGAUGAAUCCGACAAGCUUUUUGAGUUAGGAUUGGUUGAGCAGGUUGAUGCGGUCGUCAAAGCAUGCUCCAACCCUUCAAUCUUGCGCUCGUUGUUCAGUGCUACUUUGCCUGAUACUGUUGAAGAGCUUGCGCGUACCAUUAUGCAUGAUGCUGUCCGUGUUAUCAUUGGGAGAAAGAACUCUGCUUCCGAAUCAAUAAAGCAAAAGCUCGUAUUUGUAGGAAGUGAGGAGGGGAAACUCCUUGCUCUUCGUCUUAAUUUUGCUGAGAGCUUGAACCCACCAGUUCUACUUUUUGUCCAAAACAAGGAGCGAGCCAAAGAACUCUACAAUGAACUGAAGUACGAAGACUUUAGAGCUGAUGUCAUCCAUGCCGAUCUUUCCCAAAUACAGAGAGAAGAUGCUGUCAGUAACUUCCGGUCGGGGAAGACUUGGGUCUUGAUUGCCACUGAUGUUAUUGCCCGUGGCAUGGACUUCAAAGGCGUCAAUUGUGUCAUUAACUACGAUUUCCCUGAUUCACCUGCAGCUUACAUUCAUAGGAUUGGUCGAUCUGGAAGGGCCGGGAGGAGUGGGGAAGCCAUAACCUUUUACACUGAAGCUGAUGUGCCGUUCCUGCGGAAUGUGGCCAAUGUUAUGAAAGCCUCCGGGUGCGAAGUUCCCGAAUGGAUCAUGUCUCUGCCCAAGAAAAAAUGGAGGAAGCAUAGGCCGCAGAGGGAAUCAAUUUCUUCUACCAAAUCUCAAGAUUAGGAUUGAUAUUUACAUGAAAAAAAAUAAAAAAAAUGAAGAAAGAAAGAAAGAUAUUGAGAGCCUUCAAUUUUGUUGUGAAUCCCUAUUCAAUAGGGCCUUUUUUUGUUGUGCUUAACAUAGAUUGUUUAUUUAUUCUUGUUUGACAUGUUCUAAUUUAAUUCCUGAAAAUUUUUGUUAAUGUUUGAUGAGGUGAUGCUUUGGUUAGA
Molecule: messenger RNA, 2119 nt
Organism: Andrographis paniculata
Lineage: Eukaryota; Viridiplantae; Streptophyta; Magnoliopsida; Lamiales; Acanthaceae
Product: DEAD-box ATP-dependent RNA helicase 57
Exons: 12
Coding region: 339-1913 (524 amino acids)
Biological process (GO): maturation of SSU-rRNA
Molecular function (GO): ATP binding; RNA helicase activity; nucleic acid binding
Source: RefSeq, a predicted model, not a curated record